This is a messenger RNA of Cryptotermes secundus, 2941 nucleotides long. It is a transcript of the gene DCP2, whose product is annotated as m7GpppN-mRNA hydrolase. The record is from RefSeq and is a predicted model, not a curated record. Gene Ontology annotation, cellular component: P-body; cytoplasm. Gene Ontology annotation, molecular function: 5'-(N(7)-methylguanosine 5'-triphospho)-[mRNA] hydrolase activity; manganese ion binding; RNA binding. Bases 406 to 1620 code for a protein of 404 amino acids. Gene Ontology annotation, biological process: nuclear-transcribed mRNA catabolic process, nonsense-mediated decay; deadenylation-dependent decapping of nuclear-transcribed mRNA. The transcript is spliced from 10 exons. Lineage: Eukaryota; Metazoa; Arthropoda; Insecta; Blattodea; Kalotermitidae.
CUGAAGAUCUAUCUGUGCCUGCCCACCCCCAGGGAUCUCCAAGAAUGGUAGCCAUCGGAAGUAACACUGUCUCCAGAGGCUCAAUGAGGAUCUUGGUGCCAGACAUCAGGAAGAAGCAACCUACUCAUGCUGGUUCUUUGCUUGCGGAUUUUUCUACCCUGAAGAUGGAAGUGAUACAUUCCUCCAAAACAUCGGUUCACACAAGAUCUACACAGUGCCACAUCCCAGAAGACGCAUUCUUCAAGUGCUGUAGUACCUUCUUCAAGGUUCUUUUCCCAACUUAGCUCAAUUCUACCCUGAAGAUGGAGGCAGUCAUCUGAUAGAUUUUCAUUACAUUCAGUGCAAACAUCAUGCCACUGGAAAUUACACUGCUUCCAUACUCCUCAGUUCCACAACAUAAGUAACAUGGCAGCCACUGGAGUUGGAAAUGGCAGCAAAUGUAGAAAGCAGAACUUCUGCAGAUUUGUAUCAAUGGAGGUCACUACUGAACAUUCCAUUCCCUUGGAGAUUCUCGAUGACCUUGGAAGUCGUUUUAUUAUUAAUGUUCCUGUGGAAGAGAGAAAAGAUUUGGUGAGGAUAUGUUUUCAAAUCGAACUUGCACACUGGUAUUACCUUGAUUUUUACUGUGCUGAUGACAAAGCAGAAAACAAGCUGAAGCCAUGCGGCAUGAAGGAAUUUACUGCUCACAUGUUUCAGCACAUACCAUUUCUGAAACCGCAUUCAAAAAACCUUGAAUCAGUAUUGGAACAGUGGCGAGAUUAUAAACAGGCAGUACCCACAUACGGUGCCAUAUUGCUCAAUGAAGAUCUCUCACAAGUUCUCUUAGUACAGAGCUACUGGGCCAAGUCAUCCUGGGGGUUUCCUAAAGGCAAGGUUAAUGAGGCAGAAGAUCCGAUACACUGCGCUGGCAGAGAGGUUCUAGAAGAAACUGGGUUUGAUAUUAGCAAGAUGAUUGACAAAAAUGAAUAUAUUGAGUCAACAAUUAAUGAUCAGUUGAUACGUCUUUACAUUGUAUCUGGGAUUCCACAUGACACAAAAUUCCAGCCUCGAACCCGAAAUGAGAUUAAGAGCAUUGAAUGGUUCACGAUUGCUGACCUUCCAUCCAACAAGAAGGACAAUACACCAAAAUUAAAAAUUGGUGUUGGACCAAGUUCAUUCUUCAUGGUUGUGCCAUUUAUUAAACGACUCAAGAGAUGGAUUUUGGAGAACCAACAGAAGGGAAUGCAAGGAACAAGAAGGCACAGGCACAAGUCAGUAGGUGAUGCUGAAACAAAUCUGCCAAAGAACAAAAGGCAGCAGCAGUUUACUCAAGCUAUUCAGGCUGAAAUACAAGAUUUUCAAUUAAUGCGUCAGCAGAAAGGAUUGAAUUCUUCUCCUCCCCGCAAUAUACGUCGCCAGGAGAAUGGUCGCACUUACAAACAGAGUUUCAAGAGGCAAUUAUUUGUCAAUGAGGAAGAGAAAUCACGCAACCGCCACCAGCUUCUUACUCCUAGCACCACAUCUGUUGGUGCUGUACCAAGUCAUGAAAAGAUUAGUAAUGACCCCUUGCAGUUUAGUGCUCCCUCAUGGCUGAACUUCAAGUUUGACCAACAAGCAAUCUUGGAGUGCCUCAGCACAUGAUUAUUACAUUCUUCUCCAUCAGAUUAUCAUACUUAUGAUUUUUUGAAGUGUUGGAAUGCAGGGCACAACAAAACACUGCAUUCAUGGUUUUAAUGUCCCCAUCAGUCUCUUUUAGUACAGUUCAAGCUCUCUUAUAUCAUUAUAUGAGUUAUGUAAGUAUAAGUCUCUAUUUUUAAAUGUAAUGAGUAUUCGUACAUAUGUAUUCUUUAAUUUUUAAUUGUGAACGUCCAUUAAAAUCAGUGUUAUGAUUCAGCUUGUACCCUGAUGGAAGAUGGUAGAAAUGUGUAAUGUUGAUAUUGAAUGUAAGCGGUUUUGUUUCUGCAGCAAAUCAAUAACCUCUCCUAUAUGUAUUUUUAUUUUAGUUGUGAAAAUAUGCUUAAAAUUUAUGUGAGCCUUUCGGGGUGCAUUAUGACAGAGCUGAUGCAGAAAACCAAUGUAUGUGUUGUCAUUGUAUCACACAGGGUUAAAGUAAGUCAGAAUGCACUAUGUUCUGUACUGUUUUUAUUUUUUUAAUAAUUUUAAGUUUGUUUGUAGUCUCAUGGUACAAUUGAUGCUGCUCAUAAAAUAUGGUAAUAAUAUUUGUGUGUAAAGGGUGCAGAGUAAAAGAGAACUACACUAAUACCUCAUUAUUUUGUUGUUACUCCACUGAAAUUGCUAUGUACUCAAAAAAGUUGUGACAUUCUUACCAAGUACCAGGUUUUAUUUGUUCCUUAAUAUUUAAAGAUUUUACUCUAAGGAAAUUGGACUUUUGAUGAUUCUUAAACAGAGUUCUGUUUCUAAGAUGUGAAGCUGUGAUGCUAUGUAGUAUUGUAAUAGUUUACUGACACUUCAGAGGAAUGUUGGUAAACUUCUGCUAGACUGUGUUGUUACAUCGCAGAAGAUAGUACACAUCAUUGCUGCUACUGUCAGAACCUCAAAUCUGACAGUUCUUAAGCCGUGUGCUUCAUUUAAAAGGAUCCUACUGCUGAUGAUAAAACAAAUGUGGCAGUGUUCCACGAUUUUUGUUAUAUCUCACUUCCAUAAACUGAUCUUCCACUUUUUUCACCUGGUCUUUUAAGGCACACACACCCUACUACCAAAUCUGGAGCCUCAUAUUCAUUAUUCAUUUUGUACCGUUCCCAGUUGUACCUUGCCACACCACAUUGUGAGAUAUGAAGUUUGUGAUGACAGUCAUCUUGAUUGAAUGCUGCAUAUCACAAAUUAGAUUUUUUCUAUAUUAUACAUACUGCAUUAUCUAUGAUCAAGUGUUUAAAUAUUUUAGUACAGUAAAACCUGUCUUAAAUGGAAUCUCAAGGGACCAGAAAAAAUUUCCGCUGAAGCC